This is a messenger RNA of Scutellospora calospora, 1521 nucleotides long. The record is from the annotation of a GenBank genome assembly. NCBI's taxonomy places the organism in Eukaryota, Fungi, Glomeromycota, Glomeromycetes, Diversisporales, Gigasporaceae.
AUGGAAUUUAAUAACUUUGAAAAAAACAAUAUUGAAAUUAAUUUUAAAACUAAUCAAGAAAUUAUUGAUAUCAAAAUCUUUGAAGAAGAUUCAAAAAUAGACAAAAAACAUUUUGAUAACUUGGAAUAUGAUACUAUCAAAGAUGAUAUUGAGACCAGUAGUUUUCAAUCAUCCAAAGAUAGAUCAUCAUUUUAUAUGAACGAUGAUAAUAUUAGUCAUUAUGAUUUUAUAUCAAAUGAUAUAGAUUAUAUUAAUUUUGAGGCUUUACGAGAAUCUAUUGAAGCAUUUUUUAUGCAACCUUGUACAUCAAUCUUUAGAAUAGACCAAACCACAAGCAAUCAAAUACCUUAUCUUGUAAAUAUGAAAGAUGGUUCUGAAUAUGUUGUACGUUUAUCAUGUCCUAAUAACCAAUUUCAUAAGUACUCUAAAGCUUAUACUCUUAAAAGAUUACAAAGUGAGGCGGCAAUUGUCAACUAUAUCUCUAAACAUACAGAUAUUCCUACUCCUGAAAUAUAUUAUUGGAAUGAUGAUAAAGACAACUCUAUUGGUACUGAUUUUGUAAUAAUGAAACAUUUACGUGGUAUUCCAUUAUAUGAAGAAUGGCCAGAUCUUACAUUUGAAGAAAAGCAAGAUAUCUUAAUUCAAAUAAUAGAUAUUUUAAUGACAUUAAAAAAUUUACGAUUUCCGAAAAUAGGAAGUUUAUACUCAGAUGAACUAAAAGAUAAUGAUCAAGUAGUUGUUGGUGAAUGCAUAUUUCACGUUUUUAUGUUAUUAGGAAGAGAUGAAACAAAAAAUACCAAUUUUGGUCCAUUUUCAACUACUCGAGAUUUUUUACAAGCUGCUUUGGAUAAAGAAAUCAAAUUUCUUGAUGGUCAGGGUGGUGAAUGCAAAGAAUUACGAUGUCCAGUUCAAAGGCAAUUAGCUGAAUUAUUUUAUGAUCAUUUCUAUGACAAAGGUCAUGAUGAUACUUUUGUUUUAUGUCCUUCUGAAAUAACUGCUAGUAAAAUUUUACUUGAUCGAGAUUUCGACAACAAGGUUUUUAUCUCCGGCUUUCUCGCUUGGGAUUGUACUGGUUCAUUACCAAUGGAAUACCUUUUUCAAAAUCCUGCUUGGAUCAGAAAUGAUAACAUUGAUGGUAUGAAAUAUUCAGAAGAAAAGAAGAAAGAAAAUCUUCAACUUCAAUAUUUCUUUUGUCAAGAAUUAUAUUCACGUGAUCCAGAUAUUGAAUUUAUUUGCAGAGAUAAAGUGAGAGGUUUAUUUUUUGCAGUUAUACUCCACCAUUUCUUAAAUCCUUGGUCGAUUUCUGACUUUAUACAAGAAUUAUGUGAAGAAAUAGAAGAAGAGAUGGAAACAGAAUGGACAAAAUAUGAUUUAGAAGAGGGUUAUGUUAGAUGUAAUGAUGUGACAAAUUAUAAUUUAAAUGAAUUAGAAUUUGAAAGCAUAUCAAGUUUGGAAAUUUUCGGUGAAGAAUACGAAAAUAAUCAAGAUGAUAAACAAAGGGAAGAAAUAGAAAUCACUUAA